AUGAAAAUUUUGGUGUUUGUUGUCGUAUCCUUUUUGGCAGUUAAUGCCAUGCCAGCUGACCUAGGUCAGGCUGAUAAUUGUGGAGCCAAAAAAGCAGUUAGGCAGUUCAAAUUGCUUACUACUGGAGAAGCUGCCUCUGAUUUCGAGUGUGAAAUGUGCCUCGAUCUGGUGUUAAUCUCUGAAACGUAUGCUGAGUGUGGUGAAGCUGAAGAGGAGCAUAAAAUGGAAAACAAAUGUGACGAAAAAUAUUCAAAGAAUCCAAUUGAGGACAGAGCCUGCCGUUCAAUGGUUGACAAAAUUGCUCAUGAGGCUAUUGAAGAUACCGAACAGGAUCCUUCUGCCGUUUGCUACAAAAUUAUUCACAGACAUUGUAGCUACAGUUCGAUCUAA
This is a messenger RNA of Auanema sp. JU1783, 390 nucleotides long. Lineage: Eukaryota; Metazoa; Nematoda; Chromadorea; Rhabditida; Rhabditidae. The record is from the annotation of a GenBank genome assembly.